This is a messenger RNA of Elgaria multicarinata webbii, 2208 nucleotides long. It is a transcript of the gene FRRS1L, whose product is annotated as ferric chelate reductase 1 like. The transcript is spliced from 5 exons. Lineage: Eukaryota; Metazoa; Chordata; Lepidosauria; Squamata; Anguidae. Gene Ontology annotation, biological process: regulation of glutamate receptor signaling pathway; regulation of postsynaptic membrane neurotransmitter receptor levels. The record is from RefSeq and is a predicted model, not a curated record. Bases 27 to 923 code for a protein of 298 amino acids.
GAAGCCGGCUCGGGUUGGAGGCCGCCAUGGCCGCGUCUGCUGCAGCCUUGCGCUGGCUCCACCGGGCGACUUGGCUGCUGCUGCUGGCCGGCCCCGCCGCCACCUCGUCCUCUUGGGCCAACCCGGCUGAGGAGAGCAGCGGCGCGAGGGCCGCGGGCGGCCGCGGGAGGGACGCCGACCCGGGCGGGGCCCAACCUGACGAGCCGCAUCAGCACCACGACUCUUCGUACGGCACCUUCGCCAGCGAGUUUUACGACAUGCGCUUCCUCUCCGACGAGGGAUAUCCUUUCCCUACUGCUCCUCCGGUGGAUCCAUUUGCAAAAAUUAGAGUGGAUGACUGUGGAAAAACGAAAGGAUGCUUUAGGUAUGGUAAACCAGGAUGUAAUGCAGAGACCUGUGAUUACUUUCUCAGUUAUCGCAGAAUAGGAGCUGACAUAGAGUUUGAGUUGAGCGCUGAGACAGAUGGCUGGGUGGCUGUGGGAUUUUCCUCAGAUAAGAAAAUGGGUGGAGAUGAUGUCAUGGCCUGUGUUCAUGAUGACAACGGAAGAGUCAGAAUACAUCAUUUCUACAAUGUUGGUCAGUGGGCAAAAGAGAUCCAGAGGAAUCCUGCCAGAGAUGAAGAAGGUAUUUUUGAAAACAAUCGUGUAACAUGUCGAUUCAAACGUCCAGUGAAGGUUCCCAGAGAUGAAACAAUUGUAGAUCUUCAUCUGAGCUGGUACUAUUUAUUUGCUUGGGGCCCAGCAAUUCAGGGUUCUAUAACUCGGCAUGACAUAGAUUCUCCACCUGUCUCAGAGCGUGUGGUCAGUAUUUACAAGUAUGAAGAUAUUUUUAUGCCAUCAGCUGCCUAUCAGACCUUCUCUUCUCCAUUCUGCUUGCUGCUUAUUGUUGCAUUGACAUUUUAUUUAUUGAUGGGAACCCCAUGAUGACAGCUGCAGUAUGUAUGGCAAAUAGAGACAAUUUGUCAAAGAGCAUUGCUCAGGAUGGAGCCUUUUCUAUUGAAAUUUAUAUUACUGAACACUUAGUUAUUUGCUGACAGCUUGCACUCCGCAGACAACAGAAAUAAGCAAGCUCACUAUUGCCUGAGCCAUAGAUAUGUGCCAAAUAAUUAUUUCAGAAUAAUCAAGGAAAAUUGUUAUUGACUGAACACCUUUAGUAAAUAUUUAGCGUGUUUCAUUGAAGACCGAGGAUACAUUCCCAAACACAUUUAUUUGGCAGUUAAGCUCCAUUGAACAGUGGGACUUACUUUUGGUUAUAUAUGCAUUGCACUUUUUAAAAAGUUAUAGGUGUCGUACUGGAAUAUUAUGAGAAACAUGUACAUUUUCUAACUUGAAAUUGCUUUUCAUUCAAUAAAUCGGGGAUAUUUAUCAUAUUAAUGAGAUUAUUUAGGUAUUAAGUUGGUAUAAUUUAGGUUCCAAAUCAAAGUGGUUGAAUAAAUGAUGUUUUUACCUUUCUAAGUAAAAUUGUGUGCAGGAUUGUACUGUUAAAAGAUACUGUAACAUUAUGAGAAACAUACAAUUUCAUUUUCUAACUUUAAAGACUAGCUUAAGUGUGUGCAGGGUGCCAAAACUAGCCAGCAUUUAAAAUUCUCUGUUGAAAAAUGCUAGAGGAUGCUUUUUGCACACAAUGAAUAAUUGACUUUGCCACCAGAAUAUAUUACUGAGAGAUCAGUAUAAGAAAAUAGUUACGCAUUUGUACCAGCUACUUUAAUAGACAAAACUAGUGCCACUGGAAAGUUUUUGGCACAUAUGAGCUUGUAAAAAUAAUAGCUAAUUUAGCAGUAUGGAGAGCACAUUUUUCUAAUUUUCUGGCGGAAAAAGCAGCACCAUAUCACCAGGUAAGUGACUUGCGAAGAUUGUUGUGUUUGUAUAUAUUUUGACACAAUUUGUUCAGUUGGGUAUCUUUGUACAUGUACAUAAAUAUGAUGCAAGUGAAAGAAGAAACAAUACCAUUUUAUUUUGCAUUUUCACUUUAUUUUCUCCAAGAGUAAGCAAGUAUAGUUUAUGUUGCAAUCAUGGAAUCAAUGGAAAGGAAAUAACAAGGAACCACCUGUUCCUUAAAGUUAUUAAUAAAAUAGUAUCUAUAUAAAAGCGAAGAAGCAAAAGGAACUCUAAUGUGUAUUACUUCAAAAUAGCCAAUACAUAAAAAUGUGAAAAGAGGUCAGUAUUAUGUAAGUUAAAUUUACUGUGUGAGAUAUGAGUGACAAGAUGA